CUGCGGCGGUGGCGGCGGCAGCAGCGACGGCGGCGGCGGUAGCAGCCUGCGCGGUGCCUUCUGGGAACGGAAUCCCCAGGGCUGCCCCUGGCCCCCAUGGCGCAUGCGCGGGAGGCCGCUCGGUGAUCCGCGGCGGCGGCAGCGGCGCUUCCUGCUAGGACCGGCCGGGGCCGUACCGGAGGCUCGGGCUCCACCGACCCUCCUCCCACUCCCUCCCACUCACCCUCUGGGCCGCGACUGCGCAGGGCGGGGCCGGCCGAACCAUGGGCCGCGGUGUGGGCUAAGCCGGCGGCCCCGGCUUUAGACUGGACCCCACAAUGUUUGCAGAGAUGUUCAGGCACGUGGGAGCUGAUUACACACAAUGAAUGGGGGCAAUGAGAGCAGUGGAGCAGACAGAGCUGGGGGCCCUGUGGCCACAUCUGUCCCCAUCGGCUGGCAGCGCUGUGUUCGAGAGGGUGCUGUGCUCUAUAUCAGCCCAAGUGGCACAGAGCUGUCUUCCUUGGAGCAAACCCGGAGCUACCUCCUCAGCGAUGGGACCUGCAAGUGCGGUCUGGAGUGUCCACUCAAUGUCCCCAAGGUUUUCAACUUUGACCCUUUGGCCCCGGUGACCCCGGGUGGGGCUGGGGUGGGGCCAGCAUCAGAGGAGGACAUGACCAAGCUGUGCAACCACCGGCGGAAAGCCGUUGCCAUGGCAACUCUGUACCGCAGCAUGGAGACCACCUGCUCACACUCUUCUCCUGGAGAGGGAGCGAGCCCCCAAAUGUUCCACACUGUGUCCCCAGGGCCUCCCUCUGCCCGCCCUCCCUGUCGAGUUCCUCCUACAACUCCGCUUAAUGGGGCGCCUGGCUCCCUUCCCCCAGAACCACCUUCAGUUCCACAGGCUUUCCCCCCUCUAGCGGGCCCUGGGGGGCUCUUCCCACAGCCAAGGCUUCCCGACCCAGUCCCCUCUGGAGGCAGCAGCAGCCCUUGUUUCCUGCCAAGGGGCAAUGCCCCCUCUCCAGCUCCACCUCCUCCACCUGCUAUCAGCCUCAAUGCUCCCUCAUAUAGCUGGGGAUCUGCUCUCCGAUCCAGCCUGGUGCCCCCUGACUUGGGCUCUCCUCCAGCUCCCCAUGCCUCCUCCUCACCACCUUCUGACCCUCCUCUCUUCCACUGUAGUGAUGCCUUAACACCCCCUCCCCUGCCCCCAAGCAAUAAUCUCCCUGGUCCCCCUGGCCCCCCUGGUCCUGCCACUCAGCCACCAGUGUCUUCAGCCACUAUGCACCUGCCCCUGGUCCUGGGGCCCCUAGGAGGGGCCCCCACGGUGGAGGGGCCCGGGGCACCCCCCUUCCUUGCUAGCAGCCUACUCUCUGCAGCGGCCAAGGCACAGCACCCCCCUCUCCCCCCUCCCAGCACUUUACAGGGCCGAAGGCCCCGUGCCCAGGCGCCCUCAGCUUCCCACUCCUCAUCAUCACCCCGCCCCUCUCAGCGUCGUCCCCGCCGCCCCCCAACUGUACUGCGAUUGCUAGAAGGGGGAGGUCCUCAAGCCCCUAGACGGAGCCGCCCUCGGGCCCCCGCUCCCGCCCCACAGCCUUUUCCUCUCCCUGAGCCCUCCCAACCUAUUCUCCCUUCUGUGCUGUCCCUGCUGGGACUCCCCACCCCUGGCCCUCCCCCCUCUGAUGGAAGCUUUAACCUUUUGGGGUCAGACGCACACCUUCCUCCUCCCCCAACCCUCUCCUCAGGGAGCCCUCCCCAGCCCAGGCACCCCAUCCCGCCCUCCCUGCCUGGGACCACCAGUGGCAGCCUCAGCAGUGUGCCAGGUGCCCCUGCCCCACCAGCUGCCUCCAAAGCCCCCCUAGUCCCUAGCCCUGUGCUUCAAAGCCCAUCCGAAGCGCUCGGGAUGGGAUCGGGCCCAGCCUGCCCUCUGCCUCCCCUGGCUGGUGGGGAGGCUUUCCCGUUCCCCAGCCCCGAGCAGGGCCUGGCACUGAGUGGAGCCGGCUUCCCGGGGAUGCUAGGGACCUUGCCUCUCCCUCUGGGUCUGGGGCAACCUCCGCCUUCUCCAUUGCUCAGCCACAGUUUAUUUGGCGUGCUGGCUGGGGGAGGGGGACAACCUCCCCCGGAGCCCCUGCUACCCCCACCAGGGGGACCUGGCCCUCCCCUAGCCCCAGGCGAGCCCGAAGGGCCUUCGCUUUUGGUGGCUUCCCUGCUUCCACCACCCCCCUCAGACCUUCUUCCACCCCCUUCUGCACCCCCUAGCAACCUCCUUGCCUCCUUCCUGCCCCUGUUGGCCCUGGGCCCCACAGCUGGGGAUGGAGAGGGAUCUGCAGAGGGAGCCGGGGGUCCGAGUGGGGAGACAUUUUCAGGUUUGGGAGACCUGCCCCCCUUGCUGUUCCCCCCACUUUCAGCACCCCCCACCCUCAUAGCUUUAAAUUCUGCGCUGCUGGCUGCCAGCCUGGAUCCCCCGUCAGGGGCGCCCCCCCAGCCCUGUGUCCUGAGUGCCCCCCAACCUGGACCACCUACCUCCAGUGUCACCACGGCAACUACUGACCCGGGGGCCUCCUCUCUGGGCAAGGCCCCCUCCAACUCAGGGAGACCCCCCCAACUCCUUAGCCCUCUGCUGAGUGCCAGCCUGCUGGGUGACCUGUCUUCGCUGACCAGCAGCCCUGGAACCCUCCCCAGUCUGCUGCAGCCUCCUGGCCCUCUUCUCUCUGGCCAGUUGGGGCUGCAGCUCCUCCCUGUGGGGGGAGCUCCUCCACCCCUCUCAGAGGCUUCUAGUCCCCUAGCCUGCCUGCUACAGAGUCUCCAGAUCCCUCCAGAGCAGCCAGAAGCCCCCUGUCUGCCCCCUGAGAGCCCCACCUCAGCCCUUGAACCGGAGCCUGCCCGGCCUCCCCUCAGUGCCUUAGCCCCACCCCACGGUUCUCCCGACCCCCCAGUCCCUGAGCUGCUCACUGGGAGGGGGUCAGGGAAACGGGGCCGGAGGGGAGGAGGGGGACUUAGGGGCAUUAAUGGUGAGGCCAGGCCAGGCCGGGGCCGAAAGCCUGGCAGCCGGCGGGAGCCUGGCCGACUGGCCCUCAAGUGGGGGGCACGUGGUGGCUUCAAUGGACAAAUGGAACGGUCCCCAAGAAGGACCCACCACUGGCAGCAUAAUGGGGAACUGGCUGAAGGGGGUGCUGAGCCCAAGGAUCCAUCCCCUUCUGGGCCCCAUUCUGAGGACCUUAAGUCUGUCUUUUCUCAGGUGCCCCCAGGGGUAGUCAGAAAGUCUCGUCGUGGCCGGAGGAGAAAAUACAACCCUACCCGGAACAGCAACAGCUCCCGCCAAGACGUUACCUUGGACCCCAGCCCCACAACCCGCGCGGCUGUCCCUCUGCCUCCCCGGGCCCGCCCUGGCCGUCCUGCCAAAAACAAGAGGAGGAAACUGGCCCCAUAGCAGCCAUACCUGGAGCUGGAUCUGACCCUGACUGGGGAGAGCUGAGUGCUGAGCCUUGGGAGCCCCUGCCAGCCACGUGCACCUGUGGACAGUGGGUGGGGGCACUACUCCCCACUCAGAGCACAAAUGCAACCCCUUCCCCACAAUCCCAUCCUGAGCCAUUGCAGGGGGUAGGGAGGUCACCCCCUCCCCCCCAAAGCCAUGUCACUGAAAAGGCCUGGGGGGGGUAUAUGGCCCUCUCCCCACCAGGUUAAGGGGAACACCCCUUUCCCCAGGUCUUUUAUUUGUUUAAGUUAUUUUUGCACAAAUGACUCUUUUAUAUUUAAUUCGACUUCAUUGCCUCCCUUCUCGAAGCCAGCAGGCUCAGUUUACAAACCUGUGAGCUACUGUUGGCUGCUGCCCUCCUUCCCAGUGAAAGGUACAAAGCAAUAAGCAUCAUGCACCCUCCCCUCACCCCUACAACACCCCUCUGCCUCUGGCUCAGGUUGCUCAAAGCACAGAUCCCUUCUUACCCCUGUCCCCAGGUUUGAAACACAUAGCCUCAUUUCAAGGUGUAGCCAGCUUCCCUCUACUUUCCUCUGGGAUAUAAAAAGGGGGUAAGGGGGCAAAGAGAGCCGUCUGGGUCUCUCCUCCCAUACACACUACACUGCCCCUUCUCCCCCCAUCAAAACGCUCAGAGACGUUGUGAUGAUGCGACUGAGGAUUAUGCAACGUGGUCCAACCGGAGCGGCCAGCAUGACCAGCUGUCCAGGGGCUGCCUCCUGCCUUUUCUUUUGUAAAGACAAGACCUUUGGGAGUUUUAAUUCUGUUUUGUACUUGCCCUUUGGGGCCUCCACUGCUUUUCUAUGGGAGACACUCUUAAUUUAACAGAUGAGAAUAUUUUGAAACUCUG
Messenger RNA from Lagenorhynchus albirostris (white-beaked dolphin), 4295 nucleotides. RefSeq names its product methyl-CpG binding domain protein 6 (gene MBD6). The transcript is spliced from 13 exons. Gene Ontology annotation, cellular component: chromocenter; nucleus. Bases 362 to 3403 code for a protein of 1013 amino acids. The record is from RefSeq and is a predicted model, not a curated record. Gene Ontology annotation, molecular function: DNA binding; chromatin binding. NCBI's taxonomy places the organism in Eukaryota, Metazoa, Chordata, Mammalia, Artiodactyla, Delphinidae.